CCCAAACCCUGAACCCACGGAAUGGAGGGCGAGACGCAGCCGCCGCCGGACAGUAUGGAAGGCGAGGCGCGGCCGCCGCCGGCGUGUGUAUCCAAGGUGCUCGACGACGACGACCUCCUGACGGAGAUCAUCAUCCGCGUCGGCUUCCCCACCAGCCUCGUCCGCGCCGCCUGCGUCUGCAGGCGCUGGCUCAGCCACGCCUCCGACCGCGCAUUUCUCCGCCGUUUCCGGGAGCUCCACCCGCCAAGACUCCUCGGCUUCUACCUUGCACAAGGCUAUCCGUACGACGCCGCACGCUUCUUCCCGAUGCUGCCUCAGCCCCCGGAGCUCGCUGCUGUCAUCCGCCGCACAAACUUCAGCCAGAGGCCAUUCUUUUCCAAAGAAGAAGGGGGUACCAUGGUGGGCUGCUCCAACGGCCGCGUCAUCACCCGCCGCCUAAACUUCAGCGUCCUCAACAACUGCGUCCUCGCCUACGAGCUUGUAUUUGCAGUGCACAGCCCACUGUGCUAUGACUAUGACCAUGGUAUGGCCAUCCUCCCAGGAUUACAGCUCGGAAUGCCCUGUUUGUACAAUUGGGCACAACUCUUCUCCAAAGUAGAAAGGGAUGGCUCGUCCUACUUUUAUGUCACCGUGGAGGAUACCAUGGAACCUAAGAUGAAUGUGUAUAUGUGGCAAGCUGGUGAUGAUGCCUGGCACAAACAUCUCACCUUGGGGUCAGACCGUCUUUUGCAUCCACAAUCUACUCCCAAAGGCGUACUCGUUGACAACAAAAUCUAUUUUGCGGCCGACAAUGCAAUUGUUAUCCUGGAUUUGACAUCCUCAAUCUUAUUGACAACUCAGCUCCCACACGGGGUGGAUUUUGAUCUAGGCACCACCAUGUUGUCGCGGGUCAAUGAUGGUUCUGGUCUAUAUCUCAUCCAUAUCAAGGAGCUUCAACUUCAUAUCUGGCUCCACAAUGGGGACAAUUGGUUGCUGGUGGACACCAUUUGCUUGAGCGAAACAUUUGCUGGUUUGCUUGAGGAUGAGCUUACUGUUGAUAUCCGGAUAAACCAUGUGGGGGACUAUAAUGGGUUUGUAUUCUUGGAGAUGGGUCGAUCCGUACUCUACUUGGAUGUCAACCGCAGGACGCUGUGUAAAGCGUACGAGAUGACAACAGAGGAGAAAUGUUUGGGUGAUAUCUAUCCUUUUAUGAUGACCUGGCCUCCCAUUUUCCCUACUCUCAGUCCUGCGAGGAAUGCCACGUGAAGGGAUACGAGGAAGCUUUUGGAUGACUUGUGACUAAGGGCGCCAUCAACGAAGAGCACAGGGGCUGCACAUUUCGAAAGUACUCCCUCCAUCCCAAAAUUCUUGUCUUAGAUUCAUCUAGACAGGGAAGUAUCUAACACUAAAGCGUGACUAGAUAGUAGAUACAUCCGUAUUUAGACAAAUUGAAGACAAGAAUUUUGGGACGGAGGGAGUAGUUGUUGUAGCCGUGUUCAUUUUUACUGGUAUAGCGGAUCAAUUAGGCAACAGUAGUGCCACUCUGUUAGCGACCAAUUAAUUCCUCUGUUUCGUCGUCUAGAAGACCUGUAUGCCGAGUACCUCUCUUCUGUU
Messenger RNA from Triticum aestivum (bread wheat), 1593 nucleotides. RefSeq lists its product as uncharacterized. The transcript has 2 exons. NCBI's taxonomy places the organism in Eukaryota, Viridiplantae, Streptophyta, Magnoliopsida, Poales, Poaceae. Bases 22 to 1245 code for a protein of 407 amino acids. Gene Ontology annotation, molecular function: protein binding. The record is from RefSeq and is a predicted model, not a curated record.